UUUUGAUGUUGAGUUGCCCCUCCCCCUUGGUUUUUUGCUUAAAAGUCUAAAACUCGACCGAGCAGGCAAGCAUCAUCCACUCACUUGACGCACACUCACACAGUCUUCGUCCAGCCACAUAAAAAAUGUUGGCAUUUAAACCAGCUCAGGGAACUUUACUGACGGUGCUCUUAAUAAUCUGCAUGGAGGCAUCGCAAUGUACUAUUCUUCAAGUGGACCCCCCCGAGGAGAUUAAAAUCAUAGAUCCUGGUCAUCUUGGCCGUAUGGAGAUUACAUGGACUCUCCCAGCAAGCUUAAUUCAUAUCCAAGAAUGUCCAACGCUUUACCAGUUGGAAUACUUCAAUGCCUAUAUGCAGCGUUGGGAUGUUAUUAAGACUCCUCACAGGACAUACAGUGCUCAGUUUGAUCUGAUGAAGGAUAUUCAAGUUAGAGUGUACACCCUGCUGGGGGAACACUGUGCUAAUAACACUUGGGUCAAAAGUCAGAACUACACGGAACUGGUGCAGAAACCUCCCAGAGAAGGUCCUCGUGCAGUAAAUAACUUUGAUUGUGUGUUUUAUAAUAUGGAACGUCUGAACUGCAUGUGGAGAAAUUACCACAAGUUGCCAUCCAACGCACAAAUAUAUUUGUAUUACUGGCACAAAGAAUUGGAACAAAUAGAGGAAUGUCCUGAGUACCUUUUCAUGAAUGGAGUCAGAAGUGGUUGCAGCUUGACGGGAAAACCUCUCCCUGAUUUUACUGAUGUCAACUUCUGUGUAAAUGGUUCUUCUCCUGAAGGCCCCCUGAGGCCUACAUAUAAAUCCCUUCAAAUUCAAAACAAUGUGAAACCUGAUCCUGCGGAGAAGCUGACGCUGCAGCAAGAUCAUGACACUCAAAUCAAACUUCACUGGAAGAAACCUUCUGGAAAUGUUCCUGAACACUGCCUUAUAUGGGAGGUGGAGCACACCAGCAAAGAAUCACAAAAGGAACAUUCGGAGCAAAUUUACACCACGCACACAAGCCUGAUUUUGCCUGCUGUGGCUGAGCGCAACUGCUUCAGGGUACGCUCCAAGUUGUGCAAAUAUUGUGUGGCGAGAAGCUUCUGGAGCGAAUGGAGUCAACAAAGAUGUAUUUAAACAAAAAGCAACAACAAAAGUACAACAAAUUACACAUUAAUCUAAAAUAUGCCUCAUAAUCAUAACUGUGCCAUGUGCUAAUACAGUAAUUAUAUUUUUCUCAUUGUCUUUAUAGGUGAUUCAGAAUUUUAAUGGAUUGACAGUUGACAAAAUCAACUUGGAGAAUAUUGGGAGAAUAUUGUGUAGGAUUAUCACAAUGUACAGAAUACAAUUUCUAUUCAGGGAUAUCAGAUUGUGAAGAAUAACAUUUCAUAUGUUAUGUCUCUAUGAGUUUUUGAACAUUUGUAAGCAAAAAUAUGAAGGCUUGAACAGAUGAAGCGAGUGGGGGAGUGAGUUCCCUCGCUUAAUUAGCAAUCCGUUCUUUUGUUUCCUACUCAUAUUUAUCAAAAUGAAUUUGAAAGAUAUAUUUUCAUUUACAUUUGCUACGAAAAUAAAUUCCGGGUACAAAAUAUGCUCGUAUCAACAAAAUAUUUAUGACCACAUAAAAGAAAAUUGAAUAAAGCUCAUUUGGAUUGCUAAUUAUUUUGUUGAAGACUUUUAUGUUCACGCUGUGUACUACUUUAAUGUUGGGAAUAAAACCAUCUGGAUACUGGA
Syngnathus acus (greater pipefish) is the source of this 1709-nucleotide messenger RNA. RefSeq names its product interleukin 13 receptor, alpha 2 (gene il13ra2). Lineage: Eukaryota; Metazoa; Chordata; Actinopteri; Syngnathiformes; Syngnathidae. The record is from RefSeq and is a predicted model, not a curated record. The transcript is spliced from 8 exons. Gene Ontology annotation, biological process: cytokine-mediated signaling pathway. Bases 126 to 1115 code for a protein of 329 amino acids. Gene Ontology annotation, cellular component: external side of plasma membrane. Gene Ontology annotation, molecular function: protein binding; cytokine receptor activity.